UAGUAUUGACUUUCAUUUCUUUGACUAAACGAAGAGAAAUGUGUAAUUUGAUUGAGUGGAAAGAAGUAUUUGUAAUAAUGUUUGAAUCAUUUUUUCUGGUUUGCCCCACAUCCAAAAGUAUGGGAUUCGUUUGGAGCGCUUUGGGGUUCAAAAACACUGGAAGAACUGACGAUCCUGAUCCGGUGACAGGACUGACGUCUAGAGACAGAUAUCUAGUGAAGAGUUCUUACGAAGCUGUGAGGAAAAACCCAGUGGAAAGCGGCGUCAGUUUAUUGAAUUUGUUGUUCAAGAAUCACCCAGAAGCAUUACAACUAUUUCCAUUCAAAGAUAUCCCACUGGAUGAGUUACCAAAAAACCGCAAGUACCAAGCACACUGCAACAGUGUCAUUUAUGGAUUCAGUGCAAUAGUUGACGCUAUUGACGAUGUAGAGUUGCUAGUUCCUAUCCUAAAUAAAGUUGGAGAAUCCCAUCAGCCUAGGAAAGUAAAUGAAGAAUCAUUUUUGCAACUCAAGGACACCAUUAUAGAGUUGUUCUCGACAUUUAUGACCCCCCUGGAAAUAGCUUCAUGGAAGAAAACUCUAGAUGUAGCAAUUAGUGUGAUAAACAAAGCUGUCAAAGAUAAGGCAGCGGCGUAAGAUAGCUAAUAUUAUAGAUUGUUUUACUGAAUGUUAUAUUGUGCAAUGUAAUUUUUUUACGUUAACGACUAUAUUGUCAAAUUCGACUCAAAUUUCUAUUUUUGAAUAAACUAGUUUGAGAAAAA
Molecule: messenger RNA, 760 nt
Organism: Leptinotarsa decemlineata (Colorado potato beetle)
Lineage: Eukaryota; Metazoa; Arthropoda; Insecta; Coleoptera; Chrysomelidae
Product: neuroglobin
Molecular function (GO): oxygen binding; heme binding
Source: RefSeq, a predicted model, not a curated record